AUGGCAAGAUCAGGUCACUCCACUCAGUUGACUUCUGGAAGACAUAGGGCACAUCAACCACAGACACAGAAGCUCACGGAAAAUGGAAUUUCAGAGUUAAAGAACUAUCUUCCUGAGUGGACUUCGGCAAAACAGAAAGAGAACACAAUGGGAGAAGAGGAAGCAGAUAUACAAGACUUGGUUGUUCAACAACAGGAAAAAGAAGGAAAGGAAGGACAUGAUAAAGUAUGGGAGGAAUGGACGCCUAGGAUGGUAAUCUACCAGUGGAACCAGGAAGAAGUGCUAAAGAGGAUCAAGGACAAGUCUGGGGUAAAGCCAGGAGGUCCUGAUAUGUUCAAGCAUUAUCAGGCAGCUGUGAAGAGAGUCAUGGCUGAAUUGUCCAACAACAAGUUGGAGAAGGCAAAGGAAACAGCCAAGGAAUGGUCCAACAACUUUCCUCCUCCUGAGAUACAGGCACAAGUCACUUGUAAGAAGGGACCUGUGUAUAUGGAGCACUUUUCAAAGGAGAUGUGGAGGCAAUGUGGGAUGAGAGUGUUUGUGAUGUCAGCUUGGAAGAAUGAACAGGGAGAGAUGUCAUGCAGGCACAAUGAUAAUGAGGCAUUAGGAGAUGGGGACAGCUUCAUGAAGAUGAAGGACUGGGAGGACAUCGAGCUGGUUUGGCAGGAGUAUGUGCAGGAACAGUUUGGUGCUGGGGCACAGGAUGGAGGACAACAGAUAAAGGAAGGUCAAAAAAGAAUCAGAAAACCUGCUUUCGAACUGGAAACCAACAGAGAUGGGAUGCUGUUGCUUCCAGACAUCACUGAAAUGAAACUCAAGGAGAAGAAGGCCAUAGUGAGGGCAUUUCUUACAUUGCACUAUUGGAUCUGUUCCAGGAGUGACAAGGCAGUUGUGCCAUGGAGUGCCAUCAUACAAAGUCAGGAUGACUUUGUGGCAAGGAAGUAUGUUUUGGCAGAUGUGGACUUGAAGGAGCCUUCCAAGUUGCAAAAUUGGGACACUAUGGCCUUACUCAAUUUCUGGCAUGCUCAGCAGGAGAAAGGUGAAGGACCAACAUUCCUGUUCAAAGCAUGGAAGAACAAAGAUGGAGACAUGGUAGCAUCGGUUGUGUCUGGGAAUUCACCUUCUCAUCAGACUUGUAAAGUCAGAAAGCAGAUGAUCCAAAGGCCUCGGAAUUCGUCAACUGACACCAAGAGUGAUCCCAGGAGUAAUCCCAAGAGUGACUCUCAUCACAUGGAGGAUGAUGCUGAUGAUGAUGUAGCCAAUGGUAGAUCCCUGCAAAAAAGACCCAGAAGAGAGCCAGGUCCUUCAACAGCACAUGAAGGGACAGCAGUCCCACAUGCAAUUCCAAAGCCUUGCCUGGUCAAGCCAGUGAAAACUGGUGCACUGCUGAUAUCAUGA
Messenger RNA from Suillus subaureus, 1395 nucleotides. RefSeq lists its product as uncharacterized. The coding region runs from base 1 to 1395 and encodes 464 amino acids. The transcript has 6 exons. NCBI's taxonomy places the organism in Eukaryota, Fungi, Basidiomycota, Agaricomycetes, Boletales, Suillaceae. The record is from RefSeq and is a predicted model, not a curated record.